AAAUAAAAGAAUUUUAUUGAAAUUCACGUAAAAAAAUGACUUGUGUGGUUUGUGGAAAUGUGGCCACUUUUAUGUGCCAGCGUUGUAGCGAACCUUAUUGUCAAGCUGCUUGUCAGCGCUCGGAUUGGCAGCGACAUAAAUACUAUUGCACAACUAUGCCACCUCUCAUUACCCGCACAGCGGAUUCUAGGAAUGAAGGAACUUCGAAUGUUGAUGGCUCCGUUAAAUCGUUGGAGAAGUCAAUUUCUAACUGCAGCAUUAACUACACAGCCAGCGAGGCGAAAAGCGAUAAUUUUUCAGCGAAAAAAGCCGAAUCAAUCAACACUAAUCUGAGUUGUGUCUGGCGCACAAAAGUGUUGCCCAAUGCAAAUGAAUUCUUCGAAUGUCGCAUUACUUACGUAAACAAUAAGGGCGCCAUUUGGGUAGUGGAAUCAUCGAACAUUGAGCGCCUGGAGCGCUUAACUCAGGACAUGGUGCUUAAGGAUAAAUGCCGCUUGGAGAACUUGGGAGUUGGCGAACUGGUGGGUGUUAAUUGGAGACAACAAUUUUAUCGGGGCGAGAUAAUGCAAAUGCAACCGAAGCUGAAUUGCGCCAUGGUACGACUUAUUGACAGGGGCAGUAUGAUCAAGUUCGAUAUUGACGAAAUCUAUUUGGCUGUGCCGUUCAUGGCCGAAAUCGAAGCUUUUGCUUUCAAAGUGAUGCUACCUCAGAACGUAGCGCACGAGUGUUACGAAAAUAAGAUAAUCUGUUUGCGUCUGUUAGGUACCAAGAACCAGGACGGCAACUUGCUCGCUGAACUCAAGGAUAGCUCAGCACAAUUGGAGUUGCUGCCCUUUCAAAUGAUGACUAAGAAUGCGGGCGUAUCUUGGUUGAAAAAUUUGGAAACCAAUGUGGAGCGCAAGGAGCCGCAAGUGGCAUUGAUGCAAAUUAAAGAGUUGAACGAGCUCAACGAAGAGCUAGACUCAAUUUUGAACGGCAACGUUGCUCAGCCAUUUAACAUACAAUUUCCGAACGCUAAGCUUCCAAUCUUUGUGGCAGCUCGCACCAAACAAGGCUUCCGACGUGCCUUCUUGAUCGAUUUCAUUCAAGAGCCUAUCAAAUAUUUGAUUUACGAAGUGGAUGAGGGCUGCUUCUCCAUCGUUCAUGAGGUGCUCCGCAUUCCCAACGAGAUGUUCGCGUUGCCACUGCGAACAUUUGCCAUCAUGUUGCCCAAAGAACAUGCAGUCGGCCUUUCAGACUUAAAAGAUCUGGCAAUAGAGUUUGAUGAAGCGAACAUGGAGAACGCUCGUGGCACAUUAUUGGCACACAACGAGAAAAUUUGCGCUGUGCGCAUUGCCAGCUUUACGGGACAGUUUGCUAAAGAGCUGAAUUGCAAAUACUUUUGCGAGCCAAUCGCAAGCGGUAGCUUGGUCUACAUUACAAGCGUUGUUAACUAUCAAGAGAUUUGCAUAAGCUCUGUGAAGACCAAGGAGUACUCUAAUAUAUUCACGGAGCUGCAACAGAAGUGUGCACCAUUUGCCAACACUGACGAGAUUGAAGUCAGCAGCAUUGUGCUUGUUAUCUGCCCUAAUCGAGGCGCUUAUCGCGCAGAGGUUAAAUCCAAGUCGGACAACGAAAAUUACCGAGUGCUCAACAUUGACACUGGCAUUCAUCACCUAGUGUCUGCUGCAUAUUUGCGCAAGUCUUGUGCAUUUUUGGAGCAUUUGCCAAUUAGUCUUUGUCGCUCUAACAUCAAAAACGUCUGCACCAUUCCAUCGACUGCUGUGCCCCCAAAUACAUCAGCUCUCAAUCUAUUAAUGAAUCUCUAUGAGAAAAAGUCGGAGCUGCUCGUUGAGUUCUCCGACUCCACAUGCAGCACUCUUGAUUUAGUGGGCUUUAAUGAGGAGCCGCAUUCGCUAAUGGCUCGGAUGUUGCCCUUGAUGUUUACAUCGCAGGCAGCCCCAGUGCCAAUCUCUGCCUUACCGCCUUUGCCACCAUCGCCACCAAGUACACCGAGUCCGGCUUUGGCUCUCGAUGCAAAGGCUAAGCCAAUCAAACGUCAUUACUUUGAUGACAUGAAACACGAGCUGUUGCCGUUUAACGAGGAAAUCUCAGUUAUGAUUCUGUCUGCUGUGGAUAUGCAAAAGACUGGCUUUGUUUUUGGUUGCUAUUUUGCAAAUGAGAAGGUUGCUGAAAAUUUUCAAAAUCUGCUUAAUCUUGUGGCGGAGAUUGGACUUUCAGAUCAGCAACUUUUGCCUGGUUAUAUACCCAACGUCGGGGAAAUGUGUCUGGCAGUUUUCAGCGAGGACAAUUCUUGGUAUCGUGGCGUUUGUAUUGAGGUCAGCUAUAAUGAAGCGAACAUUCUGUUCUGUGACUACGGCAACACGGACAUAGUUUCAAUUGAGAAUAUAAAACCUAUUCCAGCCAAUUUGGUAAAACCAAUACUUACAACCAAAUGCUUCAUAGACGGUUUUGACAAGUCUGGUAAAUUCAAGUUACUGGAAGACUAUCUUAUUGCGAAAAAUAAAAUCAAUUGCAUUGCUUCGCUUGGACCGGAGCCCAACACUUGUGUUAUACGCAUUCCGACGUUGGACAAAAUAUUAUCUAAGGAACUUGUUUAGGAAUUAGCUUCUUUAUAUCAAUCUAAUUUUAAUUUCAAUUCAAUUAAUUAAUUGAAAACAAUGACGAUAUGAAGAAGUCUAAUAUUAAUUUCAAAAUAAUUAAUUACUUUAAAAUCAAUUUAAAACAAUGACGAUAUGAAAAAGUCCCGAUCUGUUUUGUUUACUAGUUUUAAUGUACACCAAAUGUGUAUUGCGCUAUCGACAUAAAGUUAUGAAACUAAAUAAAUUUAAUUUUUACGUUUUGUUUAAA
Molecule: messenger RNA, 2850 nt
Organism: Drosophila sulfurigaster albostrigata
Lineage: Eukaryota; Metazoa; Arthropoda; Insecta; Diptera; Drosophilidae
Exons: 5
Coding region: 36-2600 (854 amino acids)
Source: RefSeq, a predicted model, not a curated record